This is a messenger RNA of Tricharina praecox, 687 nucleotides long. RefSeq names its product ribosomal protein L10e/L16. The transcript has 4 exons. Gene Ontology annotation, biological process: ribosomal large subunit assembly; translation. Gene Ontology annotation, cellular component: cytosolic large ribosomal subunit; ribosome. Bases 1 to 687 code for a protein of 228 amino acids. The record is from RefSeq and is a predicted model, not a curated record. Lineage: Eukaryota; Fungi; Ascomycota; Pezizomycetes; Pezizales; Pyronemataceae. Gene Ontology annotation, molecular function: structural constituent of ribosome.
AUGGCCCGCCGUCCCGCUCGUUGCUACCGCUACUGCAAGAACAAGCCUUACCCCAAGUCUCGUUUCAACCGUGGUGUGCCCGACCCCAAGGUCAAGAUCUUCGACCUUGGACGCAAGCGUGCCGGUGUCGACGACUUCCCCCUGUGCAUCCACCUAGUGUCGAACGAGUACGAGCAGCUGUCGUCCGAGGCUCUCGAGGCCGCCCGUAUCUCUGCCAACAAGUACCUCGUCAAGCUCGCCGGAAAGGAUGGUUUCCACUUGAGGAUUCGUGCCCACCCCUUCCACGUCAUCCGCAUCAACAAGAUGUUGUCGUGCGCUGGUGCCGAUAGAUUGCAGACUGGUAUGCGUGGUGCCUGGGGUAAGCCUAACGGCUCCGUGGCCCGUGUCAACAUCGGCCAGGUCCUCCUGUCCGUUCGCACACGUGACUCGAACCGCGCCACCGCUCUCGAGGCUCUGCGGAGAUGCCAGUACAAGUUCCCUGGUCGCCAGAAGAUCAUCAUCUCCAAGAACUGGGGUUUCACCCCCCUGCGCCGCGAGGAGUACGUCGAGAAGCGCGCCAACGGCGAGGUCAAGCCCGACGGUGCCUACGUCAAGUUCCUGAGGCCCCACGGAAACCUUGCCGAGAACGUCCGUGCCUACCCCCAGGCUUUCGCCAAUGCUGCCGCCGCUGCCACCGCCUCCGCAUAA